This is a messenger RNA of Juglans regia (Persian walnut), 2089 nucleotides long. RefSeq names its product signal recognition particle subunit SRP68. Gene Ontology annotation, cellular component: signal recognition particle, endoplasmic reticulum targeting. The transcript has 14 exons. The coding region runs from base 125 to 1909 and encodes 594 amino acids. Gene Ontology annotation, biological process: SRP-dependent cotranslational protein targeting to membrane. Gene Ontology annotation, molecular function: signal recognition particle binding; endoplasmic reticulum signal sequence receptor activity; 7S RNA binding. The record is from RefSeq and is a predicted model, not a curated record. NCBI's taxonomy places the organism in Eukaryota, Viridiplantae, Streptophyta, Magnoliopsida, Fagales, Juglandaceae.
UAAAAUCAAGGCUUCUUCCCCUCCUGCGCCGCACGCCCCUCAUCUCUCUCAGCCAUCUCUCUGUUGCUGACCGCCGCAGCCCAAGCCUUGCAGAGCUACCGAGCUUGUUGGGAAGCAGAUCGAAAUGUUGACUAUGGAAAUAGACCAUCCAAAGCCCAAUGCUCCCGAUCAAGUCAGCCCCAAAUUCUCAAUCAACGUGUUGCAGUUGUUGAAAUCAGCUCAGAUGCAGCAUGGAUUGCGGCACGGCGAUUAUACUCGCUAUCGAAGGUAUUGCACCGCACGUUUGAGGAGGUUGUAUAAAUCACUCAAAUUCACCCAUGGUCGUGGUAAAUACACGCGGAGAGCCGUAACUGAAUCAAACGUGACUGAAGUCAGGUUUCUUCAUCUCGUUCUUUAUACGGCGGAGAGAGCAUGGAGCCAUGCCAUGGAGAAGAGACAGCUUCCAGAUGGUCCAACUGCUCGUCAGCGCAUCUAUUUGAUUGGUAGGCUGAGGAAGGCAGUUAAAUGGGCUACGUUGUUUUCUCAUUUGUGUGCAAUCAAGGGAGAUUCCAGAACUUCAUUAGAAUCCGAGGCUUAUGCCUCCUAUAUGAAAGGGAACUUGCUGUUUGAACGAGAUCAGAACUGGGACAUGGCAUUGAUGAAUUUCAAAAGUGCCAGGGCUGUUUACGAGCAACUAGGCAAAUAUGGAGACCUAGAGAAUCAAGUUUUGUGUCGAGAGCGUGUUGAGGAGCUAGAGCCUAGUAUUCGUUACUGCCUACACAAAAUAGGCGAAUCAAAUCUACAGGCAUCCGAACUUCUGCAAAUUGAUGAGAUGGAAGGUCCUGCCCUGGACCUUUUCAAAGCUAAAUUGGAGGCUGUUAUGGCAGAGGCAAGAUCUCAACAAGCUGCGUCCAUGACAGAGUUUCAUUGGCUUGGUCAUAGGUUUCCAAUAUCCAAUGGGAAAACUAGGGUCGCCAUUUUAAAAGCUCAAGAAUUGGAGAAAGAUUUGCAUGGUCCUUCUGCAGAUUCACUCUCGGCAGAGAGAAGACUAGCCAUCUUUGACAAAAUUUUUACUGCAUAUCAUGAGGCCAGGAGCUGCAUUCGUAGUGACUUGGCCAGUUCAGGUAAUGCUGAAAAUGUGAAAGACGACUUAAAUGGUCUUGAUAAGGCUGUUAGUGCUGUCUUAGGACAAAGAACCAUUGAGCGCAACCAGUUGUUGGUUAGCAUUGCAAAGAGUAAACUUACUAGGCGACGUGAUGACAAAAGUGAGAAAGUUACCAAACCUGAAGAACUUGUACGCCUGUAUGAUCUUUUACUGCAGAAUACGACUGAUCUUUCAGACUUGGUUAAUUCUGGAAGAGAUAGAAAACCAGAAGAACUGUCAUUUUCUGAAGAGUGCGCGCUUAAAAGUUUGUCCUUCCGAGCAGAAAGGUGCUUCUACUUGGCAAAAUCUUACAGCUUGUCUGGAAAGAGGGCAGAAGCAUAUGCAUUAUACUGCCGUGCUCGGUCUCUUGCCGAGGAAGCCCUUCAGAACUUCCAAAUUGCAAAUGGGAGCGAUCAGAGAAUCCAACAGUUGAAGAUAUUGUGCGAGGAGUGCAGAUCCAACAGUUGUAUAGAGCAUGCAAAGGGGAUGAUGGAGGAGAUGAAGGCUCCAGAGAAUCUCUCAAAAAGAAUUUCUAAUAUUUCAUUAACAGGAGCUGAUAAGAAGACGGAGAAAUUCCUUGUGGAGAAACUCGAUACCUAUGAGUCUGCAGUUGGUGAUGCGAAUGCGAAAGGAGUUCCGCGCAUUGAAGUCUUCCCUCCUGCCUACCAAGCAAUCCCUCGCAAUCCCAUUGUUCUUGACCUUGCCUACAAUUUUAUCGAGUUCCCAUCUCUUGAAAAUAGGAUGAAGAAAGACAAGAAGGGCUUCAUAAGUAGGCUAUGGCGAUGAGAUGAAUUUUCUUGUGGAUUUGUCUGGUAACUACUCUGGUUAUAUCAUUUAGAUUCAGAUAUUUUUCGAGUUAAUUCCGAAUAAUUUUUGUAACUGCAUUUAAAAGCCUUGGCUUGUGUUGGAGAUUUUGUUACUCAAAUUCAGGAUCACCGGCAAUGAAAAUUUUUUGAGCUUUUUUCU